GCGGCUGGAGAGCGCAGAGCGCCCCGGCUCCUGGGCGCACGGAGGGUGGCGAGCAGGGGGAGACCGAGCCCGCUACAGACCCGGCGAGCAUGGCUCAGCAGAGAUGAGCGGCCAACAGGACGGGAUCAGCCUGUGCGAGAAAGCUCUGCACAUCGUGACCGAGCUCUGCUUCAGGGGGCUGGUGGAGCAGAAGAAAUGUUACGAAUUCAUCUUCAGCGGAGAGCGCAGGAAGAGCGGAAUCAGCGGAGCAGACAUUUCGGUCAGUCUGCUUGCUGUAGUCGUCUGUUUCUGUGGGCUUGCCCUGUUGGUAGUGUCUCUGUUUGUGUUUUGGAAGCUUUGCUGGCCGUACUGGAGGAAUAAAGAUCUCACCUCUAACGCAAGUAAUGUCCCUCAGCAAACAUCAAGCGACGUACCGGAGGCUGUGGAAACUCCAGAGAAAAAGGAGAUUAAGGAAAUUAAAGAGAACGGGAAGAAUUCAGUCACGCUACUGGCGACCGCCAUGAAGAUCAGCCAGACCUCUCCCGAUAUACCUGCUGAGGUCCAAGCAGCUCUCAAGGAGCAUCUCCUCAAACACACACGUGUGCAACGUCAGACCACUGAACCAACAACCUCCUCCAGGCAUAAUUCCUUCAAAAGGCACUUACCAAGACAAAUGCAUGUUUCAAGUGUUGAUUUCAGUAUGGAUAGCUUGCAGAGAGGAGAGACAACCACCAGUAUUGGACGCAUUAAACCGGAGCUCUAUAAACAGAAGUCUGUCGACUCUCAGGAUGGUGAGCAAGAGGAUGUGAAAACGAGUGGAAAAUUGAACCUUACCCUUAAGUACGAUUACGAGAAUCAGCAUUUGAUCGUAACCAUUCUGAAAUGCUUGGACUUGCCAGCAAAAGACUUUUCCGGAACCUCAGACCCUUAUGUUAAAAUUUACCUGCUUCCAGAUCGGAAAAAGAAAUUCCAGACUCGAGUUCACAGAAAGACACUCAAUCCCAUCUUUAAUGAAACCUUUCAGUUCCCAGUGCCCCUGGACCAGCUCAGCAACAGGAAGCUGCAUUUCAGCGUUUAUGACUUUGACCGAUUUUCGAGACACGACAUGAUUGGGGAGGUAAUUGUGGAUAACCUGUUCGAGUUGCUGGAACCUCCGAAGGAAGACACCAUCUGGAGGGACAUCAUCUGUGUCAAGACUGAAAGCGUGGAUUUAGGGGAGAUUAUGUUUUCUCUUUGCUACCUUCCAACAGCUGGUCGAAUGACACUGACCGUCAUCAAAUGCAGGAAUCUUAAAGCCAUGGACAUCACAGGAUUCUCUGAUAUUCGGAGUCUGGGCAUAAGCUGGGUGACUAUGCGGAAGGAGAAACAAGUAAAACUGGCGGCUGUCAGGCCAGCACCAGGUCGAGCGACCAGCUUUGACAGCCAAGGAUCCUGCCCAUCUCCAAAACUGCCACCCACACCGUAGAAAUGCUGCUUGUCCAAGGCGAAUAUCUCUGGAUUGUUGCUGGAGGGCAUCUGGAAUUGUCUGUCUUAUUGAUAGUGUAAUUGAAGCCCACAACACUGUCAAAUGAUUGCACAGAGCUGAUGGUCCACAUACUCUGCAAAGAGCUACAAGUGAUCACUAUCAUGUGAAAGUGUCAGUGAUGGAGAUUACCCUUUGCUGAAAAUCCUUUGAUUAGGAAACUGGGAAUACAAGGAGACCAUUCAACCCCCCUAGCCUGUCUCGCUCAUUCAGUUUGAUAGUGGUUUACCUGUACCUUACACCUAUUUGCCCGUCUUGGUGAAGAAUUCUGAUCAAAUGGUUGUGCCAUUAGGCUACAGAUCUGAAGUGUCCUAUCCCCAAAGAUGCUGCUUGACCUGCUGAUUAUUCCUAGUACUUUCAGCAUCCAGAAUUCCUCUCGUAAAAAAAAUCCACCGAUCCUAGUCUUGACGUUUUUUUCAAUUGGUGCCAAGCCUUAUCAGCUUUCGGAGGGGAGAGGGGAGACAGAGUUCCAAAUUUCCAUUCCCCUUUGUGUGAAGAAGCUAAAUGGCCUGCGCUUUGAGCCCAUGGCCCUUUGAUUUAUAUCUCCACCCUCCCCCCCCCACCCCCAAAACCCCCACCCCCAAA
Rhincodon typus (whale shark) is the source of this 2086-nucleotide messenger RNA. RefSeq names its product synaptotagmin-10-like. Gene Ontology annotation, cellular component: membrane. The record is from RefSeq and is a predicted model, not a curated record. Gene Ontology annotation, biological process: calcium-ion regulated exocytosis; regulation of calcium ion-dependent exocytosis; cellular response to calcium ion. The coding region runs from base 104 to 1444 and encodes 446 amino acids. Gene Ontology annotation, molecular function: syntaxin binding; phosphatidylserine binding; clathrin binding. Lineage: Eukaryota; Metazoa; Chordata; Chondrichthyes; Orectolobiformes; Rhincodontidae. The transcript is spliced from 6 exons.